UGGGCCCUCAAGGUGCCCAUAAGGGACUAGGUCAACUCAGCUGUUUGAAUGAAAUUGUUCAGAAAAAUUAUUUUACCUACCAGCUGGUAGUAUGAGGGCUGGUGGUAGCGGGGGGCGUAAGCUUAAUUAUGUUUAUAUAAUGAGAGUUAUAGUCAUAUGUGUAAUUUUGAUGGCUGUGUUUUCGAUUGUCUUAAUUGCCAAGCAACCUAUUUCUUUAGGGCUAGUGCUAUUGAGGGGGUCUAUAAUUGCAUGUGUGGAGGUUGCACUGGAGGUUAGAAGGUUGUUAGGGUUCUUAUUGUUCCUAACUUACGUUAGGGGUGUAAUAGUCCUGUUCUUGUAUGUUUUAAGGAUCUACCCCAAUGAAGUGUAUCGUUUUAAUCUAGAGUUUAUGGUUCUCGUCAGAAGGUGUUGUGCCAGAGCGGUCCUUAUGGGUCUUAUGAAUUACGAGUACAGAGAAAUUAGCGGGUCUUUGUUUCUAAGUUUCAUGGCUGAAAGAAGCGGGUUAAGGUUAUAUAUCCUAAUAGCUGGUGUGUUACUGUUUGUAAUAUUAGUGGUGUCGUAUUUGUGCAUAAAAACCAUGGUGCCUUUACGAAGAGUAAAAUAAACCUAAAAUAGAA
Molecule: messenger RNA, 617 nt
Organism: Mytilus trossulus (common blue mussel)
Lineage: Eukaryota; Metazoa; Mollusca; Bivalvia; Mytilida; Mytilidae
Product: NADH-ubiquinone oxidoreductase chain 6-like
Exons: 1
Coding region: 92-604 (170 amino acids)
Source: RefSeq, a predicted model, not a curated record